Molecule: messenger RNA, 3320 nt
Organism: Anas platyrhynchos (mallard)
Lineage: Eukaryota; Metazoa; Chordata; Aves; Anseriformes; Anatidae
Gene: RHPN2
Product: rhophilin Rho GTPase binding protein 2
Biological process (GO): signal transduction; negative regulation of stress fiber assembly
Molecular function (GO): protein binding
Source: RefSeq, a predicted model, not a curated record
GGUGUUCUCCGUGCCGCGGCCACCCGCCCAGAGAUCGGUGAGGGGCACCGCCGUGAGGCGGAGCAGCUCCUCCCCGCUGCCGGAGGUGGAGCCGGGCGGCGCCGUGGGGCAGCGCCGACAUUUCCCGAAGGGUCGAGGCUCCCCCACAGCAGCGAUCGCCUCAUCAGCAGCAGGAGCAGCAGCAGCAGAGGGACUCGCCUGGAGAUGACGGACGCCCUGCCGCCCCGCGGCUGCCAGGCGGCGGAGCCAGCGGAGGACAGCUACUUUCGGAAGGGAUGUAAUCCUCUUGCUGAGACUGGUCGAAGCAAACUACAAAACCAAAGAGCUGUCUUAAACCAACAGAUCUUGAGAGCAGUAAGAAUGAGAGCUGGUGCUGAAAAUCUUUUACGGGCUACCACCAACAACAAAGUACGAGAACAGGUACUACUGGAACUAAGUUUUGUAAACUCGGACCUGCAGAUCUUAAAGGAGGAAUUAGAAGGACUUAACAUCUCAGUAGAAGUUUAUCAAAAUACAGAAGAGACUUUCAGCAUUCCCUUGGUACCUCUUGGCCUGAAGGAAACCAAAGAAGUAGACUUUACACUCCCCCUCAAGGAUUUUAUUCUGGAACAUUAUAGUGAAGACAGUUCCGAGUAUGAAGAUGAAAUAGCAGAUCUCAUGGAUCUCAGACAAGCUUGCCGCACUCCUAGCCGAGAUGAAGCUGGCAUUGAGAUGUUGAUAAGCUAUUUCCUUCAACUUGGUUACGUAGAAAACAGAUUCUUCCCACCUACCAGGCACAUGGGAAUUUUAUUUACAUGGUAUGAUUCUUUCACAGGUGUUCCAGUGUGUCAGCAAAAUCUGUUGCUUGAAAAAGCUAGCAUUUUGUUCAAUAUUGGAGCCCUCUACACCCAGAUUGGAACAAGAUGCAAUCGUCAGACCCAGAACGGGCUUGAAAAUGCUGUUGAUGCUUUUCAGAGAGCUGCAGGAGUCCUAAACUACUUAAAGGAGACCUUUACUCACACACCAAGUUAUGACAUGAGCCCAGCGAUGCUGAACGUACUUGUAAAAAUGAUGCUUGCUCAAGCUCAAGAGUGUGCUUUUGAGCAGAUGAGCCUUCCUGGAAUACGCAAUGAGUUUUUCACACUAGUGAAGAUGACACAGGAAGCUGCCAAGGUGGGAGAGGUUUACAUGAUGGUUAACACUGCAAUGACUCAGGAACCAGUCAAAGAGAAUAUCCCUUAUUCUUGGUCUAAACUGGUACAAAUAAAAUCGGACCACUACAAAGCUCUGGCACAUUACUUCGUUGCCACCAUUUUGUGUGACCAUGAAUUGCAGUCCAGUGAUGAUGAAGAUCAGCAGGAAAAAGCCCUGUCCCAGUUGUAUGACCACAUGCCGGAAGGACUGAUGGCUCUCACUGUUCUAAAGGACAAAGUUCAGAGAAAACAAUUAGGGAAAGCACACUUACGCAAAGCUGUUGUUUACCAUGAAGAAGCUCUAAGAGUCUGUGGUUUGUGCAAAAAGCUUCGGAACAUUGAUGUUCUUCAGGAGGUUCUGACAGCUGCACAUAAACGCUCACUUCUCAAAUAUGCUCAGCAGGAGAAGGAAGAUGACUUUCUCAGUCUAAUCCAGACUCCAGAUAUCCUUCCUAAAACAGAGCAUAAAGUAGAAACAAUCACUCCUCAAUUUUCCAAGGUGAAAGUGAAAGACUUCUUUCACAGAUUGGGCCCACUGUCAGUGUUCUCAGCCAAGCAGAGAUGGACAGCUCCACGUACCAUUCGUUUCCACUGUGAAGCAGGAGAGCUGGGAUUCAGCCUUAAAGGAGGCUCACCUGUACAGAUUUAUUGUCUUGAUCCAGCUUGCUCUGCAGCAUCAAUGGGCCUAAAAGAAGGUGAUUACAUUGUUUCAGUUGGUGGUGUGGAUUGCAAAUGGCUUGGAGUAAAUGAGGUGCUGGAAAAAUUCAAAAGCGUGGGAGAGCAGCCCAUUGAGUUUGAGGUUAUCAGUUGCCAAGAUACAACAGCAUCUAUGCAUAGUAAGAGUGCAACAUAUUCCGUGGGAAUGCAGAAGACAUACUCCCUAAUCUGUUUAGCCAUGGAAGAAGAUAAGAUUGAUCAGACCAAGAAAGCCCCGCUGAAACUGCCUUUUCUAAGUUGGGGAACUAAAAAUAGACAGAAAGCUGCAAGCACCCUCUGCCUUCCUUCUGCUGUGGCUGGAAGUUCUCAAACUAAGAAAAAGCUUUCUCCUUUCGCACUUCUGAAUACAGAAAGUUCGUUGUACUGAAGUUUUCAGAAGGAUCUGUUAACAUGAAGGUUUUUCCUUUGAAAAUGUAUAUAAAAUAUGUUGAUCGAUGUUAUCAUUAUAUAUACACAUGUGUAAACUUAGACAAAUGCCCUUGACUUCACUUGCUGUGUAUUGAGCCACUAUGAAGAUCAGAGGCUAGCAAAAACUGUAAAACUUGAGUAAGAUUUGAAUGUUAGAACAAAAUGGUUUGGGAGGUGUAGAACAACACUUUGUAGAUGAGAGAAUUUCUUAUACGGAGACUGGAUUCCUUUGGAAUUUCAAAAUAACUAAUUUUUUGUAACUAUUAUAGACUUAUUUAUUACAAACAAUGCUGCAUGCAAAACAAUAGGGGGCACACUGAUGAUUUUGCUGUAAAAGUUUAGAGUUGAUAUAAAUUUCUUCACACUACUUUAUGGAAUUAUCUUAAACAGCAAAGGAGAGAGAAUAAUGUUAUUCAGGAAAAAAACCUAACCUUUGCCAAAAGGUAGUGUAACAGACUUGUGGUUUUUAUACAUAGACAAUCUCUUUGAGAGUACUAGGUGUAUUCUGUGGAAUAGUUAACUCGGGAAAAGAAUUAGAGGGCUUAGAAGUCAAAUGAUCUUUUAGACUACAAAAGAGUUUGACUCUGCUCUUUUCCUGAUUUAGCUUUCAUUUUAAGAGCUACUUUAUGGGAUUAUUGAAAAAAAGGCUUUAUUCCAAACUUGAAGUUAUUUAACCUAGUUACGUUAAGAUUGGUAUUUUAUUAGUCCUGAUAAAAUUGAUACCUGUGGAACAAAUCUUAAAAAUUACAUUCUCCAGUAUAUUGAUCAAGAGUAUGUAAAUUGUGGUGAUACCUUCAAAAUAAAAAAGUGCUUAUAAAAUCUUAAGAGGAAGAACUAACACUAGUGUUAGUUAAUGCUGCUGUCUACAGAGUAGAUAUGUACUGUUUGAUACUCAAAACUUAAAAUAAUGGGAAAGUUUGUGUCUGGGUAUAAGCUUCAAAGUUGUCAUUUUUAGUUUCUUACAUAAUAGGUGUAAAUAUGUUAAUGACUUAUUUAAAAAUAAAAAUCAAAUGCUGCAAUUUA